Messenger RNA from Oncorhynchus kisutch (coho salmon), 3871 nucleotides. RefSeq names its product heparan-sulfate 6-O-sulfotransferase 3-B-like. Gene Ontology annotation, cellular component: membrane. The record is from RefSeq and is a predicted model, not a curated record. The transcript has 2 exons. Bases 680 to 1954 code for a protein of 424 amino acids. NCBI's taxonomy places the organism in Eukaryota, Metazoa, Chordata, Actinopteri, Salmoniformes, Salmonidae. Gene Ontology annotation, molecular function: heparan sulfate 6-sulfotransferase activity.
UUCUCCUAUGCUAGCCUAUAGCCAAGGUAGCCUAAAAUAUGUGUCCACAUAAAUCAAUGGAUAGGAUAUGACAACGAAGAGUGCGUAACAUGAUCACGGAGUCUUGGAUACAGCAUCUUCAAGUAGUAGCCUACAAUAUUUGAAACAAACUAUACCGCGCGAUGUAUGAGGACGUUUCAGGACCCAUCCCAUUGUAGUCGGAGCUGCAGUCACUUGCCUCAUAAGGAUAACGUCUGACGUUUCUCGAGUAACCUCCAGCCUACAUGCAUGUUUGUGGUGCUGAAUUUAAACAGAAAUUGUAAUUUGUUCGGAUCAGAAUGAAACAUUUUGAAUGGCUCGUUUCCACUUAAAAUCCAAGUACGAGGGACGUUAGUAUGCAGCACCGUCUGUGAAGUUCGGACAACCAACAAGGGAUAUGUAACCGACAUAUGACAUGUUUUUUGUUUGUUGCAAACCUGCCUUGUUUUAAAUGAUCUGCGUUGAUGAAUAUGAAUGCCGUAUCCAUAAAACACUAAGGUAGGCUACAUGUUUAGACCAGAAUACGCUUUUUGAUAGAUCUUGUCCAUCAACAUGUGGCACUUUGAAGGUCCGUAGACAUUACUAUGAUGAAUCAAGAAGCAACUACUGAAAGGAUAAUGUGUAAUAAUUCACACUAAUAUGAAAACACCUUAUUGUUAUAAUGGAUGAGAAAUCCAAUAAGCUGAUCUUAGUUCCUAUUUUAGCUGUUCUUUUUGUAAUGAUAGGCUAUCAAUAUAUCUGUCCAGCUGGCAGCAAUUCUUGCCACUUUAAUACUGGGGAAAAAUUGAGAGGGGCCAGUCUACUUUCUACCCAAUAUCGGACAACCGAAGACUUUUACACAGAACUGGAGGAUGACAGCCCACCGAAAUUGCCGUCAAAAUUCAACUUUACUGAACGAGACCUUCAGCGGCACGUGGAUUUCAAUAUCAAAGGAGACGAUGUGAUAGUGUUUUUACACAUUCAAAAGACUGGUGGAACCACGUUUGGAAGGCACUUAGUUAGGAAUAUUCGUUUGGAGCAGCCAUGCGACUGUAAGUCAGGGCAGAAGAAAUGUACAUGCCACCGACCAGGCAAAGACGAGUCCUGGCUGUUCUCUCGGUUCUCUACGGGCUGGAGCUGUGGUUUGCAUGCCGACUGGACAGAGCUCACCAACUGUGUACCUGUCAUAAUGGACAAGAAGAAAGCUCAAAAGAACAAAAGGAACUUCUACUACAUAACCAUGCUGCGUGACCCCGUCUCCCGCUACCUGAGCGAAUGGAAGCACGUGCAGCGCGGCGCCACCUGGAAGACCUCCCUGCACAUGUGUGACGGGCGCUCGCCUACGCAGGACGAACUGCCCACCUGCUACAGCGGGGACGACUGGUUGGGCGUCACCCUGACCGAGUUCAUGGACUGCCCGUCUAACCUGGCCAACAACCGGCAGGUGCGCAUGCUGGCCGACCUCAGCCUGGUGGGCUGCUACAACCUGUUAUCCAUGAACGAGAGUGAGCGCAACCACAUCCUGCUGGGCAGCGCCAUGAACAACCUGAAGAACAUGGCCUUCUACGGCCUGACCGAGUUCCAGCGCAAGACGCAGUACCUGUUUGAGCGGACGUUCAGCCUGCGCUUCAUCUCCGCCUUCACGCAGAUCAACAGCACGCGCGCCGCCAACGUGGACCUGAGCGAGGCUGUGCGCCGCCGUAUCGAGGAGCUAAACUACCUGGACGUGCAGCUGUACGAGUACGCCAAGGACCUGUUCCUCCAGCGCUUCCAAUAUACCCGCCAGCGGCAGCACCAGGAGGAGCGCUUGAAGAGGCGUGAGGAGCGCCGUUGGCUGCGGGAGCAGAGGGAGCAGAGCAGGGACUCUCUCCCCAAACGACAGGUGGGUGGGGGAGGGGGCGGAGACGAGCUGGCCACCACCACCGAAGACUACACCAGCCAGGUGGCUCGCUGGUGAGGUCCCACUCCUGACCACCCAGAGAUAGGCACAGAACAGUCAGUCUCACAUGGUACUCUGUCUCUCUCUCUCUCUCUCUCUCUCUCUCUCUCUCUCUCUCUCUGUCUCUCUGUCUGUCUCUCUCUCUCUCAUUCUAUCGCUCUCAUUCUCUCUCUCCCUCCCUCUCUCUCUCUCUCUCUCUCUCUAUCUCCUCUCUUUCUCUCUCUCUCCCCCCUCUGUCUACUCUCUCCCCCCUCUCUCUCUCUAUUUCUGUCUACUAUCUCUCUCUCCCCAUCUCUCCUCUCUCUCACUCUCCCCCCUCUCUCUGUUUCUGUCUACUAUCUCUAUAUAUCUCUCUUUCUCAGUUUCAGCUCUGCUAAAGUUUCUUGGUUUGUUUUGGUGCUCCUGCACUUUCCUGCCUAUCAGUCAUAGUUAGCUAUAAUCAUGCAGGUUGUGAUAACUCUUAAAGAGAACACAAUCAAAAGGCGCUGCUUAUAAUUACUUUUUUAAUUGCAAUUUAGUGAGAGUUUACAUGCACACUAAUAAUACGACCUUAAACAGAUUAUGGCAGUAAGCAGACUCUGCAAUUGUCAUCUAAACACCUUACUCUGUGAUCAUUUUCGGCCCUCGUGCUCACGACGUCACACUCUGUGGUUUUCCAUGGUGGCGGAGCCCACGCCAACAGCACUGUUGGAUCAGCUAAUCUGAUGUGUUGUUCUGUUAUGAGCAUUCCAACUAUCCAAUGACAAUAUUUUCAUUAAAAUAUGAAUUUUUGGUCCAUUAACCUUAACCUGUGAGUGGAAUUGUUUAUGUUGUUUACGUUAAUUUGUAUCCAGUUCAUUGAUUUACUGUAAUGUAAUACUAAUCCAUGUUCCAAAUUAGGCGCUUGGACUAAAAAGCCUGCUAAAUUAAUCAUUUCUAUUGAAAGUGCUUUUGUGACCAAGAAUACGCAGCAUCUGGUUCCGGGAAAACUAGUCCUUUGCGUUUUAAGUAAUUGUUCGAGCUAAUAAAUUAUUAUAAUGGUGUGUGUGUGUGUGUGUGUGUGUGUGUGUGUGUGUGUGUGCGCUCGUGUAUGUGUGUGUUUUUGUCAUCAUUGUAUAUUGGUCACAAUGCCAUUGAGCCAACACACCCACUAUGUUAAUACAUUACCUCAUAAUUUUCAAAUCAACAUUAUGGAUACAAUACCAUGAGUGUUUUUUCACUUUUCUUUCAAAAGGAUGGAAUGUGCUGUGAAAAAAUCGCCCUGACAAAAACAAUAUCUUAUUUUCAUGUAGUUGUUAUCUGCUCAAACUUACAGUAGUGUGAUGUAUAUAUUGAUGCAAAGUCUGGAAAGUCUGAAAUGAAUAUUUCAAAAGCUAUGAUCUCUGUGUAAAUGAAGUGAUGAAAGUGGACCUAAAAAGGUCAUGUCACACUAGAUAUUGUACUGCCAUUCCCUAAUCCCUGUGAUAGGCCAUGUUGUGAUUGAGUGAUUUGAAUAAACUUCAACUGUCAUUCUACUUAAGUGUACAUCUUUGAAUAACAGAUAAUCUUACAUUUAUGUAUUGCAAAAGAGGUUUUGUCUUCAAGGAAAAGGCUUCUAUAUCAUCACUCUGGGUGGUGGUGUUUAAGGUUAACUUUCUAAAUGUAUGAAUCUGUAUGUUCCUGGUCAAAUGAUUGUGUUUGAAAAGGGCGGUCUCCAUUCCAUUUGACGUGUCAUACUUCAUCUGCAUUUUUCUUGUCAGGUCUACAAAGCUGGGUGAAUACUACUUCAGAUAUUAGAAAUGAAUGCCUUGAUCAACCAUGGCCAACCUCUGACUGGAAUCACUUGUAUAAAACCAGAUUGAUUAGAAAUGUUAUUGAAGGACUUUUAACCGCAUGCAGACAUGAGAUCUCAAUAUUUAAAUGUAAUUCCAGUUACAAGCACUAGGUUCGGCCAUGUUAGUAAACAGCCCAAAUAAA